ACUGGCAAGCGCUACUGAGUAAUAUCCAGUAACACAGCGACUACUGAGUACUAAAGAAAGAAAAGAUAAUGUUUUGAACUCACACAAUUGCGAAUCUCAAUUCUAAGGAAACUGACUCUCUAUUAAGAUUCGAGUGUGUGAUGUUUCCACAAAUCUGCUGCACUCGACUAAUGGGCGAUUUCCUCAUUUUCAUUGAGAAGAAAUCAACAAGUCGGCUCUCACAUUAUUCAGGGCAGUAGGAAAAUGAGUUGCGUGACUUGCGGCCGGUAAACGUGUCGCCUGUUCGCCUAUAACGGCGCGUUGAUUCGAAAUUUUCCGCAGAAAAGGGAACGUGGGGUGGUGAAUUGGGGAAACCGCCAACAAGAUUUCUCGAAUGUUUACUUACAGCAAACUCUUUGACGCCACCGUCCGGUCGGGUUGUUACUGCUGGCGAACAUGCGAAACUUGUGAGAGAGUUGCUGGAAGAUUUUCCUCGAAUUUUGGACGUUCGAUCAUGAGGUUCAGGUGAACGGAAGUGCCCCUGGUGAUUUUCUUUUAAGUUGAGGGUUUGAAAAUGAGUCAGCAGAGUGGCGGUGCUGGUGGUAAGAAAGGAGGAGGAAAGGGGACGCCGAUGAAGAAGAAUGAAGAGAAGGAUAAGGAGCCAGUUAAAAAUGGAAAAGAUCCAAUCAAGGAGGAAGAAGAGAAGAAAGAAACUUUACCUACUGAAACCGAAGAGACUACCACUGAAACCGAGGAGGUACAUACAACCCCUUCAAAACCGCAAAGCGCCGGAGCUAACGUGAGGGAUGCUGCGAAUAGGAUACUUAUGCUCUGCCAGAAAGGAGAAUGGGCACCGGUAGACCAAAUAUUGAAGUCAAUAGAGAGGAGUGUUGCAGGCGCCGGAGAAGAUGUACAUGUGGCCCCAUUAGCUGGGGUUCUGGAUACGACGAAUGGAAUGACUCCGCUCAUGUAUGCAGUUAAAGAUAAUAGGACUUCUUUAGUAGAAAGAAUGCUUGAGCUGGGAUCUGAUGUAACUGCCAGAAAUAAUGAGAACUUCAACGUCUUACAUUUGGCGGCCAUGCAUUCAAGAGAGGAUAUUGUCAAACUCCUUCUGGGUAAAAAAGGAUGCGAUCCAUAUUCUACAGGUGGGACGAAAAACCAAACUGCAGUCCAUAUGGUGGCCUCGAGACAAACGGGGACAGCUACUGCAUUAUUGAGGGUUUUGCUCAACGCUGCUGGAAAAGAAAUUCGUUUGAAACCUGACGGGAAAGGUAAGAUACCUCUUCAUCUAGCAGUGGCAGCAGGAAACCAAUCGAUGGUGAGAGAACUGCUUCAUGUCAUGCCUCUGGAACAACUCAAAGCUGUUUCGCUAAGUGGGGAUGCUGCUCUACAUAUUGCUGUGCGAAAAAAAGAUAUAGACAUGGUUAGAAUUUUGGUAGAUUAUGGGACACCUGUAGAUAUUCAGAAUAUAGAGGGACAAACACCUCUUCAUAUAGCAGCAGCAGAAGGUGAUGAGAUCCUUGUAAAGUAUUUUUAUGGUGUCCGCGCCUCUGCUCACAUAUCAGACAAUCAGGACCGGACUCCUAUGCAUCUUGCAGCGGAGAAUGGUCAUGCGAAUAUAAUAGAGCUACUCUGUGAUAAGUUCAAAGCAAGUAUAUUGGAGAGAACCAAAGAUGGAUCAACUUUGAUGCACAUUGCUUCUCUCAAUGGACAUGCUGAUUGUGCUAUGAUGCUUUUCAAAAAAGGAGUCUACGUACAUAUGCCGAACAAGGAUGGAGCAAGAAGUAUUCACACGGCUGCAAGAUAUGGUCAUGUUGGUAUCAUUAACACCCUCUUGCAGAGAGGAGAAAAAGUAGACGUAACAACGAACGAAAAUUUUACUGCUCUUCAUAUUGCAGUGGAGUCAUGCAAGCCUAUCGUAGUGGAAACCCUUUUGGGAUAUGGGGCAGAUGUUCAUAUACGAGGAGGAAAGCUGAAAGAAACAGCACUCCACAUCGCAGCCAGAGUGAAGGACGGUGAACGAUGUGCCUUAAUGUUACUCAAAUCAGGAGCUGGUCCCAAUUUGCUCGAUGAUGACGGUCAGACUCCGGUGCAUAUAGCAGCAAAAUACGGUAACCUACAAACCCUUCUCCUACUUCUCGAAGACGGUGGAGAUCCAGAAUUCAAGAAUAAGCAUGGAGAAACACCUCUCCACCUUGCGUCAAAAGCAUGUCAACCUGAGGUCGUAAAGCAGUUGAUAAAAUAUGUGAAAGAUAAGAAGGGCGAAGAUAAGGCCACUCACUACGUCAAUGCUACAAACGAGAACGAUGAGGCUGCCCUACACUGUGUUUGUUCAGUAUCUAGUGAAAAAGUCCCAACUCCAAAUGCGGAUAAAGAGGUAGUCAAACUUUUACUUGAAAACGGAGCAGACGUCAAACUUCAAACCAAGCAACAUGAUUCUGCAUUCCAUUACGUUGCCACAGUUGGGAAUAACACCGUCCUUAUGGAGAUGAUAUCUCACAUGGAUCCGCAGGACGCCCAGAAAGCUUUGAAUAGACAGAACUCCAAUGGAUGGACACCUCUUAUGAUAGCGUCUAACAAGGGACACACUAAGAUGGUCAAUAAUUUACUCACAAACUCCGCAAGAGUUGAUGUUUUUGAUAGUGACGGAAGAUCAGCUCUUCAUCUUGCGGCAGAGCAUGGCUAUCUUCAAGUUUGUGGGUCUCUCCUAGACCACAAAGCAUUCAUAAAUUCGAAAUCAAGAAACGGACAAACCGCUUUGCAUUUAGCUGCGAAAUACGGCUUCAUCAACCUUGUUCGUUUUCUGAUAAAAGAACAUAAUGCUGUUGUUGACAUAUUGACGCUGAAGAAGCAAACACCCCUUCACUUAGCUGCGGCAGCAGGGCAGAUUGAAGUGUGUAAAUUGUUGUUAGAACUGGGAGCUGACAUCGAUGCCACAGAUGAACAAGGACAAAAACCUAUCCAUGCAGCUUGUAGUAAUAAUCACUCUGAGGUGGCAAAGUUAUUCCUUCAGGAACAUCCUAGUUUGGUGAUGGCGAUGACAAAGGAUGGAAACACGUGUGCUCAUAUCGCAGCUUCUCAAGGAAGCGUUACGGUGAUAGAGGAACUCAUGAAGUUCGACAAACAAGGUGUUAUCAAUUCGAGGAACAAGAUGACUGACGCCACACCCUUACAGAUUGCCGCAGAAGGGGGACAUGCUGAAGUAGUGAAAGCUUUGGUCAGAGCUGGUGCUAACAUUACAGAUGAAAAUAAGGCAGGAUUCACCGCUGUUCAUCUAGCAGCUCAAAAUGGCCAUAUGAGUGUUCUAGAGGUGUUCAGACCUUCGAACACUCUCCGAAUAGUGAGCAAGAAACUGGGCGUGACACCUUUGCACGUUGCUGCAUAUUAUGGUCAAGCGGAUACUGUGAGAGAAUUGUUGUCCCACAGCCCUGGAACUGUGAAAUCAGAACCUCCAAGUGGAGCUUCAUUAGUACCAAUUCUUGGAAAUGAAUCUGGGAUGACACCAUUACAUUUUGCCUCUUUUUCUGGGAAUGAGAACGUUGUUAGACUUUUGCUCAACUCCGCAGGGGUUCAAGUAGAAGCUGCCACACAAGAAAAUGGAUACAACCCAAUGCAUUUAGCUUGUUUUGGAGGGCAUGUUACUGUGGUUGGACUUCUUUUAAGUAGACAAGCAGAUUUGCUACAAAGUCAGGAUAAGCAUGGAAAAACUGGUUUACAUAUCGCUGCCACUCAAGGGCAUUAUCAAAUGGUCGAAGUGUUGCUUGGUCAGGGUGCUGAAAUAAACGCACCAGAUAAAAACGGAUGGACUCCACUUCAUUGCGCUUCCAAAGCUGGUUGUUUCGAUGUAGUCAAACUGCUCACAGAGUCUGGAGCAUCUCCAAAAUCCGAAACUCAUCUAGGGGCGGUUCCAAUCUGGUUUGCCGCUUCGGAAGGACAUCACGAUGUUCUAGAAUAUCUAAUGACGAAAGAACACGAUACCUAUGAUCUUAUGGAAGAUAGAAGAUUUGUGUAUAAUCUUAUGGUUUGCUCGAAGAAUCACGACAACAAACCUUUAGAAGAAUUUGUUUUGGUGUCACCAGCACCAGUUGAUACGGCGGCCAAACUGUCGAAUAUUUUGAUUGUGUUGUCAAACAAAGAGAAAGAGAGAGCUAAAGACCUAAUUGCUGCCGGGAAAUAUUGUGAGUAUAUGGCCACGGAAUUGCUAGCACUUGCUGCAGGGGCAGACUCAGCUGGAAAGAUUUUGACGUCUGUAGAUAGAAGGAGUGUAGAAUUUCUGGAUGUACUGAUUGAAAAUGAGCAAAAAGAAGUGAUAGCACAUACUGUAGUCCAAAGGUACUUGCAGGAACUCUGGAAAGGAGGCCAUAAUUGGGCGGCAUGGAGGACUCUCCUACUGUUUCUUCUCUUCAUAAUCUGCCCACCUGUAUGGAUUGCUUUCACUCUACCCUUAGGUCAUAAGUACUACAAAGUUCCAAUAAUAAAAUUCAUGUCCUAUUUAACGUCCCAUGUAUAUCUUCUAGUAUUUUUACUUCUCGUAGCUAUAAUACCCCCCUAUCCUAUCGUGAGGAAUAAUUUGCUACCGUACUGGUACGAAUGGAUACUCCUCAUUUGGCUCAGUGGCCUUCUUCUAUUCGAAUUGACCAACCCAAGCGAUAAAUCUGGUUUGGGCUGGAUAAAAUUAUCUGUGUUACUCUUGAGUAUUUUCGCGGUGGCUGUACAUCUUUUCGGGAUACUUUUUGUUCAGAAGGCCCAUUGGCCUACCCUUAUGUACUGUAGAAACCAACUAUUCGCACUGUCUUUCGUCGCUGCUUGCGUUCAAAUUCUGGACUUCCUUUCCUUCCAUCACCUCUUCGGCCCUUGGGCUAUAAUCAUAGGAAACUUGAUGAAGGACUUGGCCAGGUUCUUGGCGGUGCUGGCAAUUUUUGUCUUUGGUUUUUCGAUGCAGUUCGUGGCCUUGAAUCAGAAGUUCCAAGAGAAGCUAACAGAAGAAGAAAUCGUGAGACUGAGUAGGAAGAAGAAGAUUCAUUAUUUCGAUGAAGUGGUAAUGAGUCCUCUUCUGGCCUUCGAAAGAUUAUUUUUCGCCGUAUUCGGACAGACAACGUGGGAAGACGUGAUCGUGAGAUCGAGAACUUCCCCACCUCGACCAGAAUGGACAGAAAAUCUAUUCAAAAUUGUGUUUGGGAUUUAUAUGUUGGUGUCAGUUGUCGUCUUGAUCAAUCUUCUCAUUGCUAUGAUGUCCGAUACGUAUCAGCGAAUUCAGGCACAAUCCGAUAUUGAAUGGAAAUUUGGAUUGAGUAAGUUGAUUAGAUCAAUGCAUAGGACCACAACUGCUCCAAGUCCAAUAAACCUGAUAACAACUUGGUUAUUCUACUUAGUGGAUAUGUGCAAAGCGAAAAUCAAAAAGAAGAAGAAACAAACUAUGGUCCAUUUGGUUCAAAGUUUCAAGCGCCCAGAACCAAAACUGAGUCCAAGAUCUAAAGCUGGUCAGAAAUGGCUGUCCAAAAUCAAUAAGGCCCAGGUAGCUCCUAAGAGAUCUCUGACAGUAUCAGUUGGUAGGGCUAGUAUCGGAUCCCAGUUGAGCUUCAGUUUAACAACCACAAGGAUUGAGAAUGUUGUUGAUUGGGAAGUUAUCGCAAAGAGGUACAGGGCACUGAUUGGGCACAUGGAUGAGGUGAAAGAUACUACCACUGAGAACGAAGAAGAAAAUGAAGACGAGGACAAUGUUCAAUACGAAAACCAAGCCGGCUAGAUCAUAAUAUUAGUACGUACCCUUUCUUCAAUACCAAACUUCCAUUUUUCACAUGUUAGGUUCCACUGUUAUUCUACGGAUAUUGAAGUAUUAUCUGAAAAUAAAUAUUCUUAUACCA
Messenger RNA from Coccinella septempunctata (seven-spotted ladybird), 5843 nucleotides. Its product is annotated as serine/threonine-protein phosphatase 6 regulatory ankyrin repeat subunit A-like. The coding region runs from base 554 to 5725 and encodes 1723 amino acids. Gene Ontology annotation, cellular component: membrane; glycosylphosphatidylinositol-N-acetylglucosaminyltransferase (GPI-GnT) complex. Gene Ontology annotation, molecular function: calcium channel activity; protein binding. Gene Ontology annotation, biological process: GPI anchor biosynthetic process; calcium ion transmembrane transport. Lineage: Eukaryota; Metazoa; Arthropoda; Insecta; Coleoptera; Coccinellidae. The record is from RefSeq and is a predicted model, not a curated record. The transcript is spliced from 17 exons.